AUGCAGGCAAGCCGAACUGCACUGCCCGAGGCGCCCGAGGCGCUGAUCGAGUCGUCCUUUCGUCGCUUGCUGGCGGCGUUAGACCAAGAACGGGAGCAGGUUCGGGCAGCAUGGGCGCGCCUCUCCGAGGAGCGUGAUCAGACGACGGAGGAGCUUGAGAAGCUCCGGCAGGACACUGAGGAAUGGUGCUACAGGGAAAAGCUGAAGAUAGAUGCCGAGUGGCAGCGCCUCAACAAGCUCUCCGAGGACAUGUCCAAGAUGUGGACGGAGACAGAGGUGAUUCAGAUCAACUGCUCCGGCCAAGUCUUCACAAUCCCUAAGCAGACCAUGUGCGGCAUUCCUGGCAGCGUUCUCGCUGAGAUGUUCAGUGAGAAGUUUAUCCACGAAAUCCCGCGCGACGAAGAAGGCCGCUUCUUCCUGGAUUUCAACCCGCAGUGUUUCAGCGUGGUGGUGGAGUAUCUUCGGAAUCGGCGCCUGCGUGCUGAUGCGCCUCUGCCGGUAGUGCCGGUGGUCCAGCGGCGGAAUAUGGAGCUCUUGGCCGAGGCAUGGAAACUUUGGCCAUUUCUGAAGCCAAACCGCAUGAACCCGCUGCAUGGCACUUCUCUCCAUGUGGCCACACGGCCUGCGGCAGAUCAGCCAGAUGGACCGGAGCCAGCCACCGUGGAGGUGGUGCGCGCGACCCAUCCUGGCUGGCAGGUCAUCGGCGCGGAACAUCCGCUGCCGGUGUCCAGUGCCUCAUACUUUGAGGUCACUGUGCUUGCAAACCCUGAUGUGCGUGGUGGGUUGGCGGUUGGCCUCUGCAACCAUCUCCCACAGGGUCCAGAGACGCACUCCAUUAGGCUACAGUGCUGUGUUCUUUACAACAGCAACAACGGCCUACUUGGGGAUGCCCUUGGAGACCACGACGUGCAGUCCGGGCUGCAGCUGUCCGAGGGCGAGCGCGUUGGUGUCCGCCACGAUGUGCUCUCCAAGUCGCUGCAGUGGCCACUUGUUUGGAAGACACGAUAG
Molecule: messenger RNA, 1008 nt
Organism: Symbiodinium pilosum
Lineage: Eukaryota; Dinophyceae; Suessiales; Symbiodiniaceae
Source: the annotation of a GenBank genome assembly